Nothoprocta perdicaria is the source of this 1095-nucleotide messenger RNA. RefSeq names its product nucleotide binding protein 2 (gene NUBP2). Gene Ontology annotation, biological process: iron-sulfur cluster assembly. The transcript has 6 exons. The annotation marks the transcript as partial. Gene Ontology annotation, cellular component: cytosol. The record is from RefSeq and is a predicted model, not a curated record. Lineage: Eukaryota; Metazoa; Chordata; Aves; Tinamiformes; Tinamidae. Gene Ontology annotation, molecular function: ATP binding; ATP-dependent FeS chaperone activity; 4 iron, 4 sulfur cluster binding.
CCAGAGAGAAGCAACCUGGCCGGCGUGCGGCACGUGCUGCUGGUGCUCUCGGGCAAGGGCGGCGUGGGCAAGAGCACCGUGGCCACCGAGCUGGCCCUGGCCCUGCGGCUCGCGGGCAAGCGGGUGGGGAUCCUGGACGUGGACCUGUGCGGGCCCAGCAUUCCCCGCAUGCUCCGGGUGCAGGACAGCGCCGUGCACCAGUGCAACAGCGGCUGGGUGCCCGUCUUCGCCCACCAGGACAAGAGCAUCUCGCUCAUGUCCAUCGGCUUCCUGCUGGAAAAGCCCGAUGAUGCUGUGGUGUGGAGAGGACCCAAGAAAAACGCUUUGAUAAAACAGUUUGUCUCUGAUGUGGCCUGGGGGGACCUGGACUUCCUCAUUGUGGACACUCCUCCGGGCACCUCGGAUGAGCACAUCUCCACGGUGGAGGCUCUGCGGCCGCACAAGCCCCUGGCAGCAAUCCUGGUCACGACGCCUCAGGCAGUGUCUGUGGCGGACGUGAGGCGAGAACUGACCUUCUGUAAGAAGACGGGUUUGCGAGUUCUUGGCAUCGUGGAGAACAUGAGUGGUUUCGUCUGCCCGCAUUGCUCGGAGUGCACAAACAUCUUUUCCAAAGGGGGAGGUGAGGAACUGGCAAAGCAUGCCGGAGUCCCUUUCCUCGGCUCUGUGCCCCUGGAUCCACAGCUCAGCCAGAGCUUGGAGGAUGGCAGAGACUUCAUCCAAGAGUUUCCCAAGAGCUCUGCCUUCCCGGCCCUGGCCCACAUUGCCCAGCAGAUCUUGGAUGGGACCCCGCGAAGCUCCUGACAGGGCUGUUGAGUCGGACUCUUGCUGGCUGAGUUCCUUCCGAGCAGCCCCUAGGAUACUUAGAGCAGGGAGGGAGGGAGCAUCUCACUGGUGCCACCUCUGGAGAAUGGAAAAGGGAAGUGCYGCUCCACCUUGCCCUGGGUUCGAGGAGACUCUGGUGGGUGCAUCUGCUCAUCUGCAGCCUCCUUCUUGCCUUCUGAACAGGCAGGUUCUGCCUGCCUGGUGCUGUUGUUCUAGGCCCUCCCACGCUGUGCACCCCUCUGCGAGCUGCUCCCUUGCACAGGUACUUGUGGA